This is a messenger RNA of Ahaetulla prasina, 2771 nucleotides long. It is a transcript of the gene SIGIRR, whose product is annotated as single Ig and TIR domain containing. NCBI's taxonomy places the organism in Eukaryota, Metazoa, Chordata, Lepidosauria, Squamata, Colubridae. Gene Ontology annotation, biological process: signal transduction. Bases 353 to 1588 code for a protein of 411 amino acids. The record is from RefSeq and is a predicted model, not a curated record. The transcript is spliced from 10 exons.
GCAGGCUUGGAGGAUUGUGAUUGGGGAUGGAGAAAAAGAACAAGUCAUUAAAGAAGGACACGAGGUCAUAAAAAGGGGAGAAAAGUUAACUGGCAAAGCCGGUCUGUUGGAUAAUCAUGUGAUUAAAAUUGUAGCAAUAAAGGAGUGUACAGCAAGGGCACACAAGAAUUCACAGCCUUUUGAAGAUACCUAUCUGCCUAUCUGUUUCUAGAAAGCCACCUGCACAGCACACUGCAGAAUACAACUGCAUACCUCACCUUUGAGCACCUCAGGGCAAAUGAUGUAGGCAACUACACCUGUUCCCUCUACUUGAAUAAUCAAAGAAAUAUCUCCUUUAUUAUUCAGCUGGACCAUGGCGGAUCUUUGCAGUAUGCUUCCCCACUUCCUUUAUCCCUCUAGCAACCUGAUUAUGGAGCAAGCUUUGGAAAGUCAAAUAACACUGAACUGCACCGUGCAGCUGCCCUUCAGUAAUGACUGUGAUCUUGACCUGCGCUGGAUGAAGGAUAAUCAGUUCUUAGACAAUAAAACUCACGUUUCUUCUACUCAGUGGUUCAGUGACAAUGAAACCAAAAUAUUUAUCUCCAGUUCUUUAGCACUAAACAUGACUGAUGAAAAUUAUGGAGUUUUUGCCUGCUUCAUUAGAAAUAGUACAGCUCUUUUUACACUGAAAAAAUCAGAAGAGACUGUUGGGCACUUGGGUGCAGUGCUAGCCACAUUUUUUGCUGCAGCACUCCUGCUAUUUGUAGCUAUAAUGUAUGUGAAGUGCCGACUGAAUGCCCUGCUCUGGUACCGGAACCAUUAUGGAGAAGUAGAAAUCAAUGAUGGAAAAAUUUAUGAUGCCUAUGUAUCUUACGCUGAUUCAGUGGAUGAUAGAAAAUUUGUGAAUUUCAUAGUGAAGCCACAGCUAGAGAAUCGCUAUGGUUACAAGCUCUUUUUAGAUGAGAAGGACAUUCUGCCCAACUCAGAGCCUUCUGCAGAUCUGAUUAUGAAUGUCAGCCGAUGUCGACGCCUUAUUGUGGUUCUUUCUUAUGCAUAUUUAGAACAAGAAUGGUGCAACAAUAAUUUCAGGGAAGGUCUUUGGAGACUGCUUGAACUCUCCCGAAAGCCAAUCUUCAUUGUCUUUGAGAGCCAAUAUCGAGACAUAGCACAUCCAGCCAUUAAUCUGCUAAAGCAGCACAAGAGCAACGUGACCUUGUUGAUGUGGCAUGCUGGUUCCAUGGCAAUUGCAUCGGAUUUCUGGAAGGAGUUGUGCCUCUCCUUGCCACGGAAAGUAUCUUAUCAAGGCCUCAGGGGGGAUCCUCAAACCUAUCUCCAGGAAGACAAGGAUCCGAUGCUGAUUCUCCAUAGCAACUAUCCAGAAUUCCAGGGGGACUCUCACCCUGAAGGAGACAUUGUAAUCCGGAGACCAAUUAUCAAAGGUCUACCACCACCUGUUAAGAUUGAUCCUGAUGGUCCAUGUCUCGGAGCAAUGGAAGAGGUACGGCUUGAGGAAAACCAGAAGAAUGAGAUCGACAUUUCUGACCUGGGAUCUCGCAACUAUGAUGCAAGGACAGACUUUUACUGCCUAGUGACAGAAGAUGAUAUAUAAGGCUUGCUAAGAUAUUCCUGUGGAAAUGAUAAUUUUUUUAUAAGCAUGGUAUUUCCUUGAUUAAUCUCUUUAAUCCAGAACUGUCCAUGAAAUACUACAGAACUCUGACCUGCUCUUAAUACUAUUCAACAUGUCUUUCCCUAACUUAGAUAAAGGAUAGCAGUGAAAGAAAUGUUCAGAUGACACAAAACUAUGAGUAGCCAAGACUUCAGGAGAUAGAAAUAAAACAGCAGAGGCUUGGCAUCCUUCUUUUGGGCACUGGAUUAAACAGGGCAAUUGUAUAAAAUGGCCUCUGAACCUUCUACAUGAUUCUAUAAGCAAUCGCCAUUGGAGGGGAUGCAAGAUUUUGGAGAACAUCUGGUUAUCUUAUACACAAUAGUGCCAUACAGUUUCAGAUGAUUAUCUUGCAUCAGAUUACAAUGCUGGGAUUUAUCUAAGCGACAGGCUUGGCAAGCUUUUCAGUUCCUGCUAACAUCUCCAGGCAGGUGUUGAUAGGUGAGAAGUGAACGUUAAUAGGUAAAUGUUAUUACUGUAAUUGGAAUUAUAAAGGGAAAUAUAAACACUAAGGAGAUCUGAGACUCCUUCUUGCUAGAAAAAUGAAAAGAAUGGCAGGUUUCUAUAUGAAAAAGAGCUUUGAUUUUCUCUGGAAGAAAAUAACAAAGCACUCACUUGUACUUAUUUCCAUGUAAAUUUGAAAAUGCACCUUAGUAUAUGUUAGCACCAAUGAAUGCAGGCUUGCAUUGAUUUUUAUUCCCAGCUGAUAGAAUACUAUUGCUAUUUAUUCUUUAUAUCGGGGGUCUCCAACCUUGGUCCCUUUAAGACUGGUGGACUUCAAGUCCCAGAGUUCCUCAGCCAGCUUUGCUGGGAGUUUUAUUUUAUUUAUUUUAUUUAUUUUAUUUUGUCACCACAAUAUAUGUAGGUAUCAUACAAAAAGAUUAUAGAGUAUAUAAACACUUAUAUGAGUAAAUAUAAGGAGGUAUAAGCAUAUAUAUAUAUAGGAAGAAGAAAAGAAAAACAAUAGGACAGGAACGGUAGGCACGUUUGUGCGCUUAUGCACGCCCCUUAUGGUCCUCUUAGGAAUGGGGUGAGGUCAAUAGUAGAAAGUUUUUGGUUAAAGCUUUUAGGAUUAUGAGAAGAGACCACAGAGUCAGGUAAAGUAUUCCAAGCACUGAUGAUUCUGUUA